AUGUUCGGUAAAGGUGCGAAGCGGAAGCUGGACGAGGAUGAAGAGGGGCUGGAAGGCAAAACGCUGGAGGCGUCGCUGGCGGGAGGGGGACUAGGCCUCUGUCCGGAGGGUCUGUCUAAGGUGUCGUACACCCUGCAGCGACAGACCAUCUUCAACAUCUCCCUGAUGAAGCUGUACAGCCAGCGGCCGCUCGGCGAGCCCAGCCUGGAGCGCCGGGUCCUCAUCAACAACAUGCUGAGACGCAUCCAGGACGAACUCAAGCAGGAGGGCUCGCUGCGGCCGCUGCUCUUCCCGCCCUCGCCGCCGCCCGACGACCCAAUGGACGAGGGCUUCCGCGAGGCGCCGCCCUCCUUCGGUGUUUUGUCAGCGACAGCACAGAUAUCCCAGCCCUCUGCGCUGCUGAUGCCCGUCAUUGCUCCUCCGCCUUCACCCCACCCGAUGGUGCCUCCAAGCUCCCAGGCGUCCCAGGGCUGCCUCAGCCGGGCGGAGGUCUGCCCCGCCCCUCUGGAAGCCUGCCUCACCCCGGCCUCUUUACUGGAGGAGGACAGCGGAGACUCAGCCUUUUGUGCUCCAUCCCCUCCCACUCCUCCUCUGUCGCCUCCCCCAGCACAGCCUCCCCCGUUACCCUCGGCGCUUCUGAGCCAGGCGCCCUCCAGGGUCCCUGUGCCCGCCACGUCCAAUGACAGCUUCCCCUCUGCUCUGAGUGACAUGGAGUUGGACCCUCCCACAGCCAUAGCAAGGACAGCAGCAGCUAAUACUACGACCGUGACUACCUCCCCAGCUCCCACGCCACUCACCCAGCCCUCCCACCUGACACCCCUCUCCCCCACACACACGGGCUCACUCAAAGACUGCAGGACCAUGGGUGCUAAACCAGAGGCAGCUGGCGUCUUGCUAGCAGAAAGCCGCUGUGUGGAGCUCCGGCCGAUGGACACUCUCCCCACACUGCCCCCCGGUGGCCUGGUGGACAGCUCUUCCUCUCCCUCAUCCCCUCCCUCCUCUUCCUCACCAACGGGGUUCCUCUCAGACUUGGCACUGGACGAUGUCCUGUUCGCCGACAUCGACACGUCCAUGUAUGACUUUGACCCCUGUACCACAGCAGGGGCUGCGAGUGUGACGGCAGGCGGCAGCCUCACCAAACUGUCAUCAGUAGUGACGGCAGACGACCUCCUCAAAUCGCUGUCGUCGCCGUACAGCGGCCCCGCCCCCCAGGUUUCAGCCAAUCAGCCUUUUAAAAUAGAUCUGACAGAACUGGACCACAUAAUGGAGGUGUUGGUGGGGUCUUGA
Messenger RNA from Xyrichtys novacula (pearly razorfish), 1287 nucleotides. The record is from the annotation of a GenBank genome assembly. NCBI's taxonomy places the organism in Eukaryota, Metazoa, Chordata, Actinopteri, Labriformes, Labridae.